GAUUACAACGUACAUCUUCUUAUUAAUGAUCACACUCUGUUGACACUACAUGAGUAGUAUGGAAACCUCUUUGGUAGAGAAGGUGUUUCUCUUCGGCCUUAACGUUGCCGGUUGGUUGUGGGGUAUUGUGAGCUUUUUACCGUGGUAUUAUUUUGUCGGUAGAAAGCAGUAUCGACCCAAACAUAAUGUACAAGCUUUACCAGUUAAAGAUUGUCCCGGUGGACCAUAUCGAUGUGUAGAACAUCUCAGCUCUUUGAAGACUUCUCUCUACGAUGGUGUCACAACUUUGGAUCAGAUGUUCAAGCGAGCUGUAAACUUAUAUCCAUACAGAAAAUGUCUUGGAACACGAGAAAUAAUCAAGGAAGAAGAUGAGAUGCAACCAAAUGGACGUCUGUUCAAGAAACUUGUGUGUGGUGAAUACAGCUGGCUGACUUAUGCUGAAGUUGAUGUCAGAGCUAGAGCAUUUGGAAAAGGAUUGGCUGCUCUAGGGCAGCAAGUCAGGGAAAAUAUUGUGAUAUUUUCUGAAACAAAGGCUGACUGGAUGAUUGCUGCACAGGGAUGCUUUGCUCAAAAUUUUCCACUUGUUACAGUUUAUGCCACACUUGGGGACGAAGCUCUCAUCCAUGGCAUCAACGAAACAGACGUAAGAUUUAUCAUCACGGAUGCUUCUCUGCUUCACAAGCUCUCGGCUCUCAUUGAUAGGCUACCCAAAGUUGAGCACAUUGUGUACCUUGGAAAUGUUGUAAAGAAAUCUGCCCUUCUAGGUUUUUCCAGGAGAGUAAAGGUCCACUCCAUGCAUGAAGUGGAAGAGAUUGGAGAGUCACAAGAUGACACGUCCAUGAUCAGGAAAGGUCCGAGCCCUAGUGAUGUUGCAGUUAUAAUGUACACAAGUGGUUCAACAGGACUUCCUAAAGGUGUCAUCAUUCCUCACAGUGCACUAAUGGCUGCUAUUGCUGGUGUUAUUGGUAGAGUGCAGCCAUCUUUGAGUGAAAAAGAUAUCUAUGUUGGUUAUCUUCCAUUAGCACAUGUCCUAGAACUACUGGCAGAAAAUGCAGUACUUGCUCAUGGGGCCUCUAUAGGAUAUUCCACUACCCUCACUCUUUCUGAUCAGUCAUCUAAAAUCAAGAAAGGAACAAAAGGAGAUUUAUCAGUUCUUAGACCAACUGUAAUGGCUGCAGUUCCAACAGUCAUGGAUAGGAUAAGGCAAAAUGUCAUGGAGAAGGUCAAAGAGGGUCCUCGUCUUCUGCAGCUGUUUUUCUCAUUUGCUUACAGCUACAAGUUGAAGCAGCUUAAACUUGGCUAUGAUACACCUAUUCUUAACAGAUUCUUUUUCUCUAAGAUGCGAAAUCUACUAGGGGGUCGUGUGCGCCAGAUCAUUAGUGGUGGAGCCCCUUUGUCCGAGGACACCGAGUUCUUUAUGAAUGUGUGCUUCUGUUGUCCUGUUGGUCAGGGGUAUGGUCUCACUGAGGUGUGUGGAGCAGGAACUGUUUGCAAUGCAUGGGACAAGACGACUGGUCGUGUUGGGCCUCCUGUGUCUUCAGCCCAAAUCAAGCUUGUUAACUGGGAGGAAGGUAAUUACAACGUCACGGAUAAACCUUACCCCAGAGGAGAGAUUGUUAUUGGCGGUCCAGUUGUGAACCGUGGCUACUUCAAAAAUCCAACGAAAACGGCUGAAGACUUCAAAGAAGACAGAGACGGUAUGCGAUGGUUCCAUACUGGUGAUAUCGGAGAGUUCCAUCCUGAUGGAUGUCUGAAAAUCAUAGAUCGCAAGAAAGAUCUUGUAAAGCUGCAGAUUGGAGAGUACGUGUCUCUUGGCAAAGUAGAAGCAGCACUUGCGCAAAGUCAGUAUGUGGAAGCUUUGUGUGUGUAUGCAGAGAGCUGUCAAACCUUUGUGGUGUGCUUGGUGGUGCCACGCCCUAAACAGCUCAAGGCCCUAGCAGUAUCGCUCGGCGUGCAUACUGAUGACAUGGCUGAACAGUGCAGAAAUAGAGCCAUCCAGGAUGCAGUCCUCAACGAUCUGCAGGCUCUCGGCAAAGCUUUGCGUCUUGAGAAGUUCGAGAUCCCUCAGCGGUUGACCCUUGUCACGGAACAGUGGACGCCUGACACCGUUUUUGUUACCGCUGCCAUGAAGCUCAGACGGAAACAAAUCACAUCGUACUACAGGCAGACACUGGAUGCGAUGUACAGCAAUUGAACGAGGUCUUGAAGCUUCUCGGUAGAACUCCUGGCAACCGGCGAGAAAUCUAUUCUAUGUUCUCAAGAGGGAAAACGGUCACUAUUAAUUUCUUUGCUUUCAAAUGACUGGAUCGUCCUGUUACCGAAAAUCUAUUCUUCAUUUUACCGAUUGGUUGAUUCCAUUCUCGAAAAAAAAUUCAGAAACCUUGAAAAGAUUUUGCGAGCCAUUUCAUAUCGAUGACGGCAGAAUGCAGCAGUUCGAUAUUGCUGGUAUUGCCUGAUUGAAAAGAAAACAAAUCAGAGAUAUUUUAUCCCGGGACAGUUACUGCUCAAAAUGUCGUUUUUCUUUUUAACAUAAGAGCUUUUAAUCGGAGAAGAUAUUUGUGUGCUUAAUAAUUUUACGUGCAUCUUGUCAGGAAUCUGAUAAAAACCAAGUUUGGUUAUUGGUGUGCAUGGAACUGGUUUCUGUGACUGUGCAUAUUCUGUUGGCUUACUCAAAUACUGGCAAGGACGUUCUCGCAAAUAAAACAAUUAUCGGAA
Pocillopora damicornis (cauliflower coral) is the source of this 2715-nucleotide messenger RNA. Its product is annotated as long-chain-fatty-acid--CoA ligase 4. The record is from RefSeq and is a predicted model, not a curated record. Lineage: Eukaryota; Metazoa; Cnidaria; Anthozoa; Scleractinia; Pocilloporidae. Gene Ontology annotation, biological process: long-chain fatty acid metabolic process; neuron differentiation; long-chain fatty-acyl-CoA metabolic process. Gene Ontology annotation, cellular component: lipid droplet; endoplasmic reticulum; plasma membrane. Gene Ontology annotation, molecular function: long-chain fatty acid-CoA ligase activity.